CUGCAGUCUGCAGCUAAAUCAUAAUGCGUUCAGAAUCUUGGUGGUGAUCAUCAUCCCACUUGCAAUGACAUCGAAGGGCGAGGGCGACCUACUCUGUGCUGCUCACAGAGUCACAGUUAGCAAGUCUAUUUCAACUACCGGAAGCAUUUCUUCGCUGUCUAAAUAACAAAAGCCGACAGGCCUUUCAUGCGAGGAGCUCUGCCGCAAUGGUUUCGAAAGGGAAAAGCCGUCGGCGUCGUGAGUCGAAUCUGAAGGAGGCUAAGAAUGACCAAAGGCUACCACCACCUCCCAAAGCACUUAAAGAAGGCCAGGCCCUGCCAGCCGGGCUUCGAAGGAUGAUGGCUUUGAGGGAUUCGAUGAAGGGUUCUGUGGAGGGAUCAGUGAAGCACGUGAAGCGAGGUCCUGAUGGUGGCCUACCAGGACUUGUGCGUCCGUCUGAGGCGAAGGCGAAAAAUUUGUUAGUGAAAAAGGCUGAUGCAAAGAAGGGCCCGCCAGCUGGGAGUAAAAGAAGCAGAGAACAGCCGCUGACGGUCAUCAACACGUCAAACGGCAAACCGGAAGAGGAAGAAGUUCUUACGGGCUUGGCAAAACGACGGAAGUUUUUGAAAGAAAAGAAGGGGAAGAAGCGGAAGAAAAGAAGCAAUGAAGAAGACGAGGCCUACAGAAACUUGUACAAGCAAGACAAGGUUCGGUUCGGAGACGUGGUACAAGCGCCCCCAAAGCUGUCCUCGAAGCACGUAGGAAAGGUUAGUCGCAUGGCGAAGGACAAGAGUGCUGCUGGGAAGCGGCACUGGCCGGAAAGCCUAGGUGCUUUAGCGAGCUCGCAGGAGCGUCUUAGACAGCAAGCUGUAGAGGGCUAUCGGAUAAGCAGAGGACGAACUGAGCAGCCGUCGCUUGUCCCCCCAAUCUCAGAAGUUUCAAACAAUGAUCAUUGAGCACUGGACAGGCACAAGAUGCUCAUAGUCUACACACAUCGUUUACAUUUUGCAUGUGUCGAAUUCCCCUAGGAUUACAUGGAAGUGACGAAUUGAUCUGCUCUCCUUUGACCCUCGGUUUCAGUAAAAUCUGGAAACUGAAGCGGUACAACAUUUGCAUGGAGCUAAAAGAUUCUAAUCUAUCUGUACAUUCUAAUUGCAAGUUUCUGGAGCUCGGUAUGACACCGCAUGGAG
Klebsormidium nitens is the source of this 1169-nucleotide messenger RNA. The record is from the annotation of a GenBank genome assembly. Lineage: Eukaryota; Viridiplantae; Streptophyta; Klebsormidiophyceae; Klebsormidiales; Klebsormidiaceae.